Molecule: messenger RNA, 882 nt
Organism: Cotesia glomerata
Lineage: Eukaryota; Metazoa; Arthropoda; Insecta; Hymenoptera; Braconidae
Product: hemoglobin-1-like
Exons: 3
Coding region: 144-701 (185 amino acids)
Molecular function (GO): oxygen binding; heme binding
Source: RefSeq, a predicted model, not a curated record
UUACUCAGUUCGCGUUCAGUUCUCGAAAGGAUUCGACUGUAGUCUCAGAAUUUUUUAUGCCUUCGCUGAGUUAAAAAGCUUGAAUUAAAUACAUUAGCAAUAAAAAAAGGAUCCUUUAUUAUCUUUUUAAUAGUUUUAUUAUUAUGGGUUCUAUUGUGAGUUAUGUGGUACCUAGCGAAGGUCAAACUAGAUUGGAAAAUGACGAUCAUAAAAAUUCAGGCUUGACACAACGGCAGAAAAAAAUUAUGAAGAAAACUUGGGAGUCUUGUAUUAAUUCUAAUUCAAUUAUUAUUUGUAUGGAAAUAAUGUUGAGUUUAUUUGAUAAAUACAAAGAUACCAAAGAAGUGUUCACGGACUUUAAAGACAUUCCUAAUGAAGAACUGAAAAAAAAUAAAAAAUUUCACGCGCACUGUCAAAUGAUAAUGAGUGUUGUAAACAACGCUGUAAAUGCUUUCUUAAAUGAUGAUGAUGAGCUGUUCGCAGCGAUACUUAAAAUUACAGGAGAACGUCACGCCAAGCGCGCUAAGAAUCCGAUAAUUGAAAAACAUAUGGAGCGCCUACGAGAUCCGAUGAUUGAAAGCUUUAAACGUCAUAUGAAGUCACAGUGGACUAAUGAAAUGGAUAAUUUGUGGACGUCCGCGAUCGAAAAUAUUAUUAAAGUUAUAAUUCAAGGAAUUCAAGAGACUUUGUCGGAAAAUUAACACACAGCAUAAUAAUUAUGAAACAGAGAUUUAUUUCACUUUUUUCAUUUAAUCAUCAUUUGAUACGGUCAAUUAGUUUUUAUCUCAUACAUACGUCAAUGUCGGUUUGCCGGCCUUGAUAGUUCAAUUUUUAUAAUUUAAUACUUCCUUAUUUUAAAAAUAAAUAUUUUAUUGUUUUUAA